Messenger RNA from Glycine soja, 1101 nucleotides. RefSeq lists its product as uncharacterized. Lineage: Eukaryota; Viridiplantae; Streptophyta; Magnoliopsida; Fabales; Fabaceae. The record is from RefSeq and is a predicted model, not a curated record. The transcript has a single exon. The coding region runs from base 218 to 826 and encodes 202 amino acids.
UUUCUCAUCAGGUUUUCUUGUUUCUGCGAGGCUUAACAAACCUCGCAGAACAAAAAAAAACUCACUCUCACAUACUUUGGUUUGCAAAAACCCUUUACUUCUCUAUUUUCUUUCUAGUUCCUUAUCCAAUAUUAUAGUACCCUUUUAUCCCAAGUUAUUUAAAGUUAAAACCUUUAUUACUACUCAUAUUUGUUUUUUGUUUGUUAAAUUUUAAGAAAUGGAGGCACAUUCUCCAGUUAUAGCCAAGAAGCUAUGGAAUGUGUUGAGGAUCACUUUCUUCAUGAUCAGGAAGGGUUUGGUGUCAAAGAGGAAGCUGAUUAUGGACAUGAAUUUGAUGAUGAAGAAAGGGAAAUUGCUCAGAAAAUCUAUGAGCAAUUUCAUGUCAUCUCAUCACCACCACCAUCAUCAUCAUUCAAAGAGUUUGGCACGUGGCUAUGGCAUGCAGGAAUAUGAAUUCUCAUGCAGCAACAGCCCAAGUCCUGUUUUUUUCCAUGUGCCAAAGAAGAAGCACCAUUUCAACUUCCCUUGCAUGAAUACCACAGAGGUUGUUGAAGAGCCUAGGCCCGUGGUUUUGGUGCCUAAUAUGACACCUGAAUACACUUUCAACCAUAGGUUUGAUAAUGCAUCUGAUUUUGCUCCUGGGGAGAGGAUCUCACCCUUCACUGUGAGGAUCUCCAACUACUCAUCUGAGGAUGAAGAAAAUGAACAAGAGGGUGGAAAUGGAAAUGCCCAAGUUGAUGAUCAGGCUGAGGCUUUCAUCAGAAGGUUCUAUGAACAGCUGAGAAUGCAAAGCCGAAUGCAGUUGCUGGAGUACCAAGAGAUGUGAUUGUAAAGAAAAAGCAGGACUUUGUGUGCAUUUGCUCCUCAAAUUGAUGAUGAUCAACAAGUUUAGCUAGCCAUUCCUGGGAAUAUUUAAUUUGCUUUUGUUGAUCUUUCAACUUUCAUUAUUUUUCCCAUGGAAAUUAAUUUGGCUGUAUUGUUUGUGGUCCUUGAACUAUAUUUGAUACAUGCUGUAAAGUUUUUGAGCAUUGGAUAUACUUCCAUUUUGUGAUUUUAUUGGUUUUCAUAAUAUAAAAUUCAAUCUUUAUGUUUGCCUAGUAA